Messenger RNA from Cyprinus carpio (common carp), 3738 nucleotides. RefSeq names its product integrin beta-1-like. Gene Ontology annotation, molecular function: laminin binding; integrin binding; collagen binding involved in cell-matrix adhesion. Gene Ontology annotation, cellular component: focal adhesion; integrin complex; cell surface. The coding region runs from base 16 to 2496 and encodes 826 amino acids. Gene Ontology annotation, biological process: cell migration; integrin-mediated signaling pathway; cell-matrix adhesion. The record is from RefSeq and is a predicted model, not a curated record. Lineage: Eukaryota; Metazoa; Chordata; Actinopteri; Cypriniformes; Cyprinidae. The transcript is spliced from 16 exons.
AGAUGGCGCUGCUCUAUGAGGUCAUCGCGGCUGCUGUUCUAUGUCGUUGCCACUAGAGCGCGCGUAAUCUCCAUUCCCGAAGCUGAACGUUGCUUUCCCACAUCCGAGAUGGAUGUGAGACUGCUCCUGAUUUCACUUCUUCUUGGACUAAGUAGGGCACAACUAGAUGGUAACGAAUGCACCAAGGCCUCGGCCCAGUCCUGUGGAGAAUGCAUUCAGGCCGGAGAAAAGUGUGGCUGGUGUAUAGACAAGGACUUCCUGAAACAGGGUGAGCAGAAGUCCACACGCUGUGAUGAGAUUGAAGCUCUGAUUAAGAAGGGCUGCUCUGAAGCCAGCAUAGAAAAUCCUCGGGGAACUGUUAGUGUCAACAAGAACCAAUCUUUAACAGACCGCACAAAGGAUGGAGUUAAACUGAAGCCAGACCAGAUCACCCAGAUUCAACCACAGAAACUCACCCUAAACCUCAGAUCAGGUGAAGCUCAGACGUUUAAUCUGAUAUUCAAGAGGGCUGAGGAUUAUCCUAUAGAUCUCUACUACCUGAUGGACCUCAGCUACUCAAUGAAAGAUGAUUUAGAGAAUGUCAAAAACCUGGGAACUGACCUUAUGGCUGAAAUGCAAAAGAUCACAUCUGACUUCAGGAUUGGCUUUGGCUCCUUUGUGGAGAAAACUGUCAUGCCGUAUAUCAGCACAACACCAGCCAAACUGCUAAACCCCUGCACAUCAGACCAGAACUGCACCAGCCCGUUCAGCUAUAAAAAUGUGCUGAGUUUGACUUCACAAGGAUCUCAGUUUAAUAACCUUGUUAGCAAGCAGCAGAUCUCAGGAAACCUGGACUCACCAGAAGGAGGGUUCGACGCCAUCAUGCAAGUGGCUGUCUGUCCGAAUCAGAUCGGCUGGAGGAAUGUUACCCGUCUGCUUGUGUUUUCCACGGACGCUGGAUUCCACUUCGCUGGAGAUGGAAAACUGGGAGGCAUCGUGCUUCCUAAUGAUGGGAAAUGCCAUCUGCAGGAUAACAUGUACACUAUGAGCCAUUACUAUGACUAUCCUUCGAUUGCACAUCUUGUUCAAAAAUUAAGUGAAAACAACAUUCAGACCAUUUUUGCAGUAACUGAAGAGUUCCAGCCAGUUUACCAGGAGCUGAAAAACCUCAUUCCAAAGUCAGCUGUGGGAACGCUGUCCUCCGACUCUGGCAAUGUGAUAAAACUCAUUAUUGAUGCGUAUAAUUCUCUGUCCUCUGAGAUCAUUUUGGAGAACAGUAGGCUCCCCGAAGGUGUGUCCAUCUCCUACAUCUCCCACUGCAAGAAUGGAGUGAGCGACAAAGGAGAAAACGGACGAAAGUGCUCCAACAUCUCCAUUGGGGAUCAGGUGAUGUUUGAAGUAGCGAUCAUGGCUAAAGGCUGUCCAUCUAAUGGCAAAUCAGAGACUAUAAAGAUCAAGCCGCAGGGCUUCACAGAGGAGGUGGAGAUCGUCCUCAACUUCAUCUGUGAGUGUGCGUGUCAUAAAGAAGGAAUCCCGAACAGCCCAGUGUGUCACUUUGGCAAUGGUACCCUGGAGUGUGGAGCAUGCAGGUGCAAUGAGGGACGUAUCGGCAGAGUUUGUGAAUGCAGUAAAGAUGAGGUCAGAACAGAUGAUCUGGAUGCGAACUGCCGCAUGGAUAACGGGACGGACAUCUGCAACAACAAUGGGGACUGCGUUUGUGGAGCAUGUGAGUGCAAAAAAAGAGACAACCCAGAGGAGAGAUACAGCGGGAAGUUCUGCGAGUGCGACAACUUCAACUGCGACCGCUCCAACAACAAGCUCUGCGGAGGUCAUGGUCGUUGUGAAUGUCGAAAGUGUAUCUGUGAAGCUAACUACACGGGCAGUGCGUGCGACUGCUCUCUGGACACCUCCACCUGUCUGGCCAGUAACAAACAGAUCUGUAACGGUCGGGGCACCUGCGAAUGUGGCACGUGUAAAUGUACCGACUUAAAGUUUCAGGGUCCAACUUGUGAAAUCUGCCCAACCUGCCCCGGAGUUUGUACUGAACACAAGGAUUGCGUUCAGUGCCAAGCAUUUGGUACUGGUGAAAAGAAAGACACGUGUAAAGAACAAUGUAACAAAUUCAUUCUUGUAAAGAAGAAGAAGAAGGAGGAACUUCCUCAGCCCAACGACCAGCCCUACAUCAAUCACUGCAAAGAACGUGAUGCUAAUGACUGCUGGUUCUUCUUCACCUACGCUACUAAGAACGACAGCACCGUUGAGGUCCAUGUGGCGGAGGAACUUGAGUGUCCCUCUGGCCCUGACAUCAUCCCCAUCGUUGCGGGUGUGGUCGCAGGAAUCGUUCUGAUUGGUUUAGCACUUCUGCUCAUCUGGAAGCUUCUCAUGAUUAUUCAUGACCGCAGAGAGUUCGCCAAGUUCGAGAAGGAGAAGAUGAAUGCCAGAUGGGACGCGGGUGAGAACCCCAUUUACAAGAGUGCUGUGACAACGGUGGUCAACCCUAAAUAUGAGGGCAAGUGAUAGACGUACGUGUCCAUCAUCCAGCAAUACUGAAUGCAGAACAAUUCAAGAGGAAUGGAAGAGUUGUAGUUCACUUUGUUUUUUCUUUUUUAAAUCACUUUUUGGCAGUCUGUUUAAUCGAUUAACCUGUGUUUCUAUGCAUUGUUUUGGAACUGUACAGUAUGUAUAAACUUGAGUUUUACUUUUUUAUGCAAUCUUAGACAAUAAUUUCAAUGUUCAGUUUAGAUUUUUAGCCACAGAUCUGUCUUGUUUUUCUGAAUGUUAAAACUGAUCUUGUUGGGUUAGAUGAUGGGUUUUGUAGGUAAGAUGUGGUCAAGUAUGCAUUGAGAAUGUUAUCCAAAAAGACGAGGCACAAUUACUGGACCCACCUGCUUCAGUCCAGUAACUGGUUGACCAUUAGAGUCAGUUUGUGUCUUAUGAUGGUACAGGAAACUUUCUGAACCUGUGUACGGAGUGUCCUGUCACUGGUAUAGUAGGUAGCUGUAGUGGACCACUGUUUUUUGUACACAUGAUGCUUUGAGACCGAAGAUUUGAGACCGUAUUAUAAUGUUUAAGACCUUUCUUUGGUCUGCGAGUCAGGUGGUUUAGUGACCUUCUAUUGUGCACAUUGAUGAGUUUAAUCAAUCUGAAACGGACAGAUUUAGUAUCUUUUUAAUUGCAUCACACAAACAUUUUUUGUAAUUUCAUCUAUCAAGUGUUUGAUUUAAAUGCCUUUGACUUGGCAACAUCAGAGUUGUUUGAAAGAUGUUAGAGGGACAUUUUCAUCAUUGUGCAUGGACCAAUCAACUUUUUAUUAUGAUUAUUAUUAUAAUUGAAAACAUAAGUGUGGAGUCAUUUGAAAAGAUCUUCAGGUUUUAGAUUUGUUUGAAGAAUGAGGAAAUGAAAACUCAGGUCCUGAAUUUCUCUCUAUAACGGAUGCCAAAUAUUUACGUCUACUGUGCAUGAACUAUUUUCCAGAUGUGGACUUCACAUUUGUUUUUGGAAUUUAAUUUGUCCCUUUGUAACAUCAUUGUUCUUAAAUGAGACUGACUUCUCAGAUUAUUGUUGGUAAAGAUCAGUGUUAAAGAAAGAUUACUACUUUUUAUUUUAUUUUAUUUUAUUUUUAUCUCUAAAGCUUUUAAAAGCUUAAUCAUGUUACAUACACACUUUGCAUUUUAAAGUGCCUUUUUAAUUUUUGCAUCAUGCCCACUGUCUUUUGUUUCUAGGAGUUAUUUAUUAAAAUAAACAACCCUAAACACUGGA